Molecule: messenger RNA, 2197 nt
Organism: Lactuca virosa
Lineage: Eukaryota; Viridiplantae; Streptophyta; Magnoliopsida; Asterales; Asteraceae
Source: the annotation of a GenBank genome assembly
AUGCGGAAAGCAAGCAACCAAAUAAAAGGACAUCUAACAAGUCCUUCAACUUCACCUUUUGCUUUGGAGUUCUAUCACCACUGCAAACAAGUGAAGUAUCAGAUGAACGGAUUACGAUGGUUACUGUCACUAUACAACAACCAUUUGAAUGGAAUUCUAGCAGAUGAAAUGGGCCUGGGGAAAACUGUUCAGAAAAUCGAUACUAAUUUGGGAAUGGAAGCUUCUGAAGACAAAAACAUAGUUAAUGAGACUCUUAUAGAGAGUCAACUAGCUAGUCAACCCACCAAUCUAGAAGCAUUAAGUGCAGUUAAGACGUAUGGGUUAAAGGAUGAGGUGGAAAUGGAAUCAUGUGUAAAUAAUCAUGUAUUAAAGAAAUAUUCUAGUAGGGUACAUCUAUCCUUCUAUAGUGAUCAUGUUCACAAGCAUAAUAGAGGCAAUAUGAAGAUAGAUAUUAGAGAUGAUGAUGAAAGUUAUUUUAGGUAUAAUCAUUAUAAUAGUAAAAGGAGGGCGUUUGGGUCAAGAUCAUGUGAUGGAUACAAAAGAAUAAGGAAUAUGUUGACUUCUAGGUAUCGUAAAGUAGCUCCAAAACCCAAGGAUUAUGGUAGUGAAGUUAGGUCCUUUUACCAUAAAAGGAAAAAUAUAUACAUGAGAGAACAAUAUCAAGCAGAUAAAGCAUCUAAGAGGAGGAAGUCUUUCCAUCAUUGCUCAAAACCUGCAAACACUAAAGAUACUUAUGUGAAAUUUAGUAUAAAGUCGUUUAAAGUGCCAGAAUUAUACGUUGAGGUACCUGAGACUGCAACUGUGGGUUCACUUAAGAGGAGUGUGAUGGAGGCUAUUACAGCUAUUCUACAAGGUCAAUUACAUGUAGGGGUACUUGUUCAAGACAAGAAAGUUAGAGAUGACAACAGAACAUUAGAACAAACAGGGAUUUCCCAAAAAUGUAAUCUUGAAUCUUUAGGAUUCACAUUGGAGCCUACUUUACCUGAGCCUUCUUCUCCAUCUCCAUCUCCAUCUCCUAUACAGAAAGAAACUCCAUUAUUGAUACCUUCUAGUCCCGUGUUGGAGAAGAAUGAAGUAGAACAUGUGAAUGCAAUAAGUGAAGAAGAAGGAGGAGAACAAGUGGCAGAUUCAAAAGCUCUUGUGGUUGUAGAUCCUGAGAUACACUCAAUUGUCCCUUUGAGUGAACCAGGAGACCUUUUUCAGUGUCUGAAGGAGAAGCGCUUGUGGAAGCUGUUGAGACCCUUGGAGCUGGAAGAUGGCGUGAUGUUAAAUUGGCAGGCACAUGCUUACUGGUCUCAACAUCAAAAUGAGAAACAUCAGAAGACAACAAUGCCAAAACUGAGCAAGAUACAUUGGCAUUAUAUUAUAACUGAUGAAGGGCAUCAGCUUUUUGACAGAAUUGUUCAAAAACGAAAGCUCCCAGAGAAGGAAGCCAGGGGAUACUUUCAACAUCUUAUUGAUGCAGUUGCCCAUUGUCAUUCCAAGGGUGUAUAUCAUAGGGAUUUAAAGCCUGAAAAUCACCUUCUUGAUUCCAAAGAAAGGCUAAAAGUUUCAGAUUUUGGACUCAGUGCACUCCCACAAGAAGUUUUAAGAAAAAGUGGAUAUGAUGAUGGAGCUGCUGAUAUCUGGUCAUGUGGAGUCAUCAUGUAUGUCCUGUUGACCGUAUAUCUUCCAUUUGAGGAGUCAGUGCUGCUGAAUUUUCAUAUCCUUUCUGGUACCCGAAUCAUUGAAGGAAACCAUCCCCCGCCCUCAUGGCCUAUUGAAGGAAAAAUUGAAAUCAUUGAUUUGAAGGAGGGAAUUGAGAUUGCAACCAAAUAUGAUGAUGCCUUGUUGCUGUUUAGUGGUGGAGAGACUCGUAAAGAUGCAGGACCACGAAGAUAUAAUGUUGUGAUACCAAAUCGGCGAGAAAUCGGAAAGGUGUGAGGGUAUACAUUUAACAUAAAUUCGGGGGCUCAAUUCAUUUGGAAUAUCCAUCAUCCCAUCAAGUUUGCUAAUGUUCAAGUCAUUACUUGCCAUCCAUGCCCGAUGGACAGCAGUCCAGUACACUAGGUGGCAAACCAAUGAUAUGGAGGAUUUUUUUUGACAUGAUAUUAGAAACAAGAAGGUGCCUUUUAAUAUCAAUGUAGUAUUAGGUUAUAUAGUUAUGGAAAACCUCUUGAUAACAAUGUACAAUCAGACCCCCUUAAUAGCAAUGUAU